Pelagomonas calceolata is the source of this 4752-nucleotide messenger RNA. The record is from the annotation of a GenBank genome assembly. NCBI's taxonomy places the organism in Eukaryota, Pelagophyceae, Pelagomonadales, Pelagomonadaceae.
AUGGCCCGCAACACAUGCCUGCUCGCAGCCCUCGCGUGCGCCUACGCGGCACCGCCGAAACGCGUCACCCUAGCCAUCGCAAACGAGCGAUCGGACAAAGUGCAAUGCUCGCUGGGCGGCGCGGAAGAGCUGCCCGUGAUCCCGGCCCGCACGGGCCAGCUCCUCGAAACGGAGGUUCCCACGGAGCUCGUCUGCGGCGGCGUGCGAGCGGAGAUCGACGGCGACGGCUACGUCGUGGCGCGCGUCGGCGACGACGCGAUAACGGUCGGCGACGCGAACGAAUUCCAGCUAGAACUGAGCCGCGCGGCGCACAAGUGCGACGGGACCUCGGACUUCUUCACUCCUCCCUCGUUCCAGGGCUGCGUCUUCCGGCACGCCUUCGGCGGCGUCGACGAGGCCGACCCGCGCGCGUGGCGCCUCUUUUGGCAAAAUGAAGCCUAUUGGAGGCUCUGCGAGGUCGCGGCGCCGAGCCGCGCGGUGCGGAGCUAUGCAUCGGAAAGCGUGCCGGGGCAGGUCAUCGAGGUCCUUCGAGAAACGCCCUUCGUGGCGGUAGCAAGGGGCUUCGCGACCAGAAAGCAGUGCCAGGACAUCGUGGAUACCACUCCCGCAGUUUCCGGCCUCGGCCGCGCGCAUGUGGGUGGCACGGGCGAAACGUCCUUCUCGUCGUCGCGCGAGACGCUGUCGACGAACUUGGACAUCAACUGGAACGAGCCCGACGCCCCAGUAACUUCGAUGGCUGCAGUCACCGUUGAAUUGGCCUCGGAGCUUCUGGGCGAGCGGAUUCCGUACGAAGCACAAGAACCUAUUAAUUUUCUUCACUACAAGGUCGGUUUUGAGUACAAACCUCACACCGACGGCGCUGGAAGGACAAAAGGCAAGCGCGUCGCGACGACGCUCGUCUACUGCGAGGCGGCCGCCGAGGGCGGCUCGACCGUUUUCCCGGGCGACGACCUCAAGCUCUCCCCGGGCGAGGGCGACCUGCUGUUCUUCGAGUACAAAAACGGCCCGCAAAGCACGCAACACGCGGCUUGUCCCGUCAUCGCGGGCAACAAGACGACGCUGACGAUGUGGCACCGCCUCGGCGUGAGCGCGGACGACCCGUGGUACAACUACGAGCAGUGGGGCGAGUUCCACAACCCCCACCUCCGCUCCGUCUACAAAGCUCCGCCGUUCCGCGAGCGGGCUCGUGGUGAGCUUUAGUCUUCCGCCGCGAGCGAAAGUCCUACGACGCGCCGUCGCGGCGACGGCGUGCGCGCGCGCGGCGAAACGCCGCGCGAUAUGUGUGAAUGUGAGUGUAAACUCUAAGUGUAAACUGUUGAUAGGCGGAUAGAUGAGCUUGCUAGAAUUGCUAGUGUCUUACAGGCCGCUAGCAUCGCGCUACCGCGGCGCUGGCGUCCUUUGCGGGCUGGAUUUUGCGUUCUGGACCUCGCAGAGCUUGCAAGGUGGCCAAUUUGCCAGCGAGAACAGAGAUCUUUGCAGCGCGCGAGCUGUGCGGCCGUGCAAAGUCUCUAUCACGUGCAGAAGCAGUAACUGCAGCAACACAACUCCGCGCGACGCUCGCACCACUGCAGACGAUACCACUGCAGACGAUGCCGCAGCGACGGAAAUUAACACAUCCAUUACUGCUCGCCGUCCCCUGGGUCACUUUCUACGUUGCCGUCUUCGGCUUAUUGUAUGGCGCAUACCAAAUCGUAUACCUCCGAGUCGAGCUCGGAGCGAGGCAGCAGCAGUCGAUCGACGCGCUGGAGGCGAAUCCGGCGUCCUUCGUGUGGUAUACUUUAGAUUUGCCCGCGAAGCAACUCCCGGCAACACCGGAAGCGGAUGACGCCGCGACAAGAGCAGUCAUCGACCGCUGGCACCAGACGACCGGCCGCCAGGCGCCUACGCAAGAUAACGACUUUGCCCACCUGUUCGUCGCGGCCUACGGCGCCUGGGCCCGGUCCCUCGACGCGGCCGGCGCCGCGCGCUUAUUGAGGAGGCACUGCGGGGCCCGCGAGUUCCGGGGCAUGGUCAAGCACCAGCACGACGCGUCUUGCGGCGGUCUCCAACCGACGCAGCCGGCGGCGUGUCGCGGCGGCUUUUAUUUAGAUGACACGGCCUCGGUCAAACCUUGUCCGGAUGGCGCGUUUUGCAUGGCGGGCCAGACGUGCUUCGUCUUAUGCGCGCGAGGCGCCAUGUGCAACGCCAGUCGCCCGUUAAGUGGUGUCGUGCCUCAUCAUUCAUCAUCUCUACAGACCUACGAUAGGAGGCGAUGCGUCUUUCCCCACAAUGCAGCGCCGGCAGAAGAACAAUCCCCGGAGAUCCACGCCUGCCCCGGCGUCCAGUACUUGACGCUGUGCCCCGAGGGCUACUACUGCGACACGCCCGUCGAGAUCCAGAAGUGCCCCUUGAAUCAUUUCUGCGCGCUUGGUUCUGAUGCUCCAGUCCGAUGCCCGUGGUUCGCCAGUUGUACCAGAGAGGGCAUGACGCGGCCUAGAUAUAGGACGUCCUUCGGAGCUUUAGCAUGGGGCGCUCUGAUGUUGUUAGGCGUGGCCUACUACGUUGGAAGUAUAUGGCGGGAUAAAAGCUUGAGGGCCUUCGAUGAGGCGAUCAUCAGGCACCUGCGGGCGCACUCGCCGCCGCGGAGUCGGGCUUCCUUCGACGAGGACGGCGCCUACGCUUUGCCUGAUGCGUCGCCCUUGAUAGACGUGGAGUUCUCGGAGGUUUCUGUGAGGUUGCCCGGCGGCCGCGUCGCGCUGAAGAACGCUACCGGUGCUUUACGGGCGGGGCGCCUCGCGGCGAUCAUCGGGCCGUCCGGUGCUGGAAAAAGUACUUUAUUAGAUCUGCUCGCGGGCCGCGCGCCGCCGCCCGGGUCGCGCGUGCGCGGUUCCGUAUUACUGAACGGCGCGGCUCCAUCAUCAUGCCACCCGGCGCUCGUGGGCUACGUGCCCCAGGACGACGGCGCGUUACUCGGCUGGCUGACGGUGCGGGAGCUGCUGCGCUUCUAUGCGGUUCGUCCGCGGCGUCCUUCUUCUACCCCUCCCAGAGUUUGGGACCAUUCCUACGCCGUCGAGCGGCGCGCAUCUAGCACUUCGUAGCGUUUGGGGCCGCUCCGACGCCGUCGACGCGCUGCAUCGAUGGCGUGGGGGGGACCACGUACGCCAUCGACGCGACGCAUCGAUCGAAGCUACAACACGCAGGCGAUCCGCGAGCGGCGGGAGCGGUCCGAGGAGGCCGACAGUAGAGAAAGGCGCGUCGCGCUCUGCAUCCGCGAGCUCGGCCUGCACAACGAGCGCGACGCGAUGAUCGGCGUCGCGGGAGAUGCGCGGCGACGGGGCCUGUCCGGCGGCCAGCGCAAGCGCGUCGCCGUCGCCGUGGAGUUGUGUGGAGACCCGUCCGCGUUAUUGCUCGACGAGCCGACGUCGGGCCUCGACGCCGCCACGUCAUUAGCAGUCGUCCGCGCGUUAAUGAACGCCGCGCGGCGUGGCGUCUGUGUGGCUGCGGUUUUGCAUCAGCCUUCAGCCAAAGCCUGGCGCUGCUUAGAUGAUGCGGUCGUCUUUUCUGGUUCUGGUGUUGCGUAUUGCGGGCCCGCGUCGUUAGCCGCGCGAGCCUUUGAGGAGGCGUGUGGCCUGCAGCAGGGCGACGCACCAGCUCCAGACUUUGUCUUGGACUGCGUCGUGUCCAAUUCAUUUAGUAUCCCCUCAUCGACGACAGCGCCGGCGACGCCGGGCGCCACUUCACAGAUAUUAAGGGAGGCCUCGUACGGCGUCGACGCGCCCGGCGCCGUCACGCAAUUUACAAAGUUCCUGAACCGCGCGAUACUGGCGCAUACUAGACAUCCAGGAGACUUCGUCUUUGAAUUAGGAGUGCAGUUCGCCGCCGGGGCCUUCCUCGGUGCGCUGUACCCGCAUUUUGAAUUCAGGGACUGCCAGCAGGUGUCGUUCAUCUUGCAACUCUCGCUGGGCGGCACGGUGGCGUUAUCUUCCGCCAAGACCUUUGGGGGUCUGAGGCAGGCGGCGUGGCGCGAACUCUCUCCCACACUUAGUGGAUACGGUCUAGAUCCCGCGGCGUUCUGCGUCGCGACGUGUUUAGCGGAACUGCCACGACUACUCUUAAUUACGCUGGCCUUUUUGUCAACGUGGUUUCCCACGGCGCGGCCGCGCACCUCCUUCGCGCGCUACUUCUGGCCCUGCUUCUGCGCGGCCCUGGCGGCCUCUGGGUUAUCACAUGUCUUCUCCGUGACCCAGGACUCGAAGGCCGCGCAGCUGUCUUCCGUGAGUGCGUUAAUUGCUUGUGCCAUGUUCUCGGGGGUGGCACCUCGAUUAUCGGAGCUCAAGAAAUUAGGAUUGGCCGUCAAACCGUUAAUUUGGGGUAGUUAUGCGAGGUGGCUCGUCGAGUCGCUCUAUGCGGCCGAAAUAUUAGCGCUGUCGAUGGCGUGGCGCAUGCCACCCGCCUUUUAUGCUAAACCGCGCAUGGAGUCGGCCUUGGAAGGUUUACUGUUAUUUGGGUACGUCGCGCGGGCGGCGUCGGUGAACUGCGGGGUCUUGGCGCUGUUGGGAGUGUUCUUUAGAGCUCUGACGUACCUGGCCCUCGUGUACACGAAUCGCGACCGCAUGGGCCUGCGGGCCCCGGCGCACGCGUUCGCGGACUUGUACGCGCGCUGUGCCGCGUUGGUGAAGCGGCCGCGGGUGAAUGAGCGCGCCGGGUUGCUCGCGGCGACGACGCCUCGGAAGGAGGUUUCUCCUGAUAUUAGUGUGUAAUUCAUCAAGUUUA